AGUAAUCACACCUAAGGUUCCGGGGCCUAACGGGCUUCCCGCUUUCUCCCUCGGCUUUCGCUGGCCGGUGAGGCCCUGUGGGAGGGGUGUGAGGCGCGGCGGUCGUGAGGCGACCGGCUCGUUCCGGGGCGGCCCGCUCCGUGGGAGAAACAGCAGACACAGAAUGGAGAAAAAUAUGAAACUCACUACUAUGGAAGAUACAGUGGAAUACCGCUUAUUCCUUCUGCCAGAUGAAGCCAGAAGCCCAGGGGACCACAAAGAGAUUCUUCAGAAGUAUAUUGAGAGAAUAAUGACCCAGUUUGCACCUAUGCUGGCCCCUUAUAUCUGGCAGAAUCAGCCUUUCCAUCUCAAAUAUAAACCUGGAAAAGGAAGUGUUCCUGCUCAUAUGUAUGGCAUAACCAAGUUUGGGGAUAGCAUUGAGGAUGAAUGGUUUAUUGUCUAUAUAGUGAAACGGAUUACAAAGGAAUUUCCAGAAUUAGUAGCAAGGAUUGUAGACAAUGAUGGUGAGUUCUUGUUAAUAGAAGCUGCUGACUAUCUCCCUAAAUGGUUGGAACCUGAAAAUAGUGCCAACAGGGUGUUUUUCCAUCGUGGGGAGUUGUGCCUUAUUCCUGUACCUAGGCGAUCUAGAGCAGAAUCCUGGUUACCCACCACAUGCCCAACAAUCCUACAGGCACUGAGUAUCCUCUCAGAACAUGCAGAAGAUGUUCUGGCCUUGGAAUCCAUACGUGCUGCUGUGAACAAGCGCAUCCAAGGGUACCCAGAGAAAAUUGAAGCCUCCCUUCAUCGAGCACACUGCUUCUUGCCAGCUGGUGCUGUAAUGGUGCUAAAGCAGCAGCCCCGACUGGUGGCAGCGGCAGUUCAGGCCUUUUACCUGCGUGACCUCAUUGACCUGAGGGCCUGCCGGGUGUUCAGAACGUUCUUGCCUGAAACACGAGUCAUGACAUCGGUCACUUUCACCAAGUGUCUGUAUGCACAGCUGGUGCAGCAGAAGUUUGUGCCAGACCGGCGGAGUGGAUACACGCUGCCUCCUCCAUCUCACCCCAAAUACCGUGCCUAUGAACUUGGCAUGAAGCUGGCUCAUGGAUUUGAGAUCUUAUGCUCUAAAUGCAUGCCACAUUUUUCUAACUCCAGGAAGUCACUUACGACAACCUCACCACUCUGGGCCAGCUUCCUUGAAAGUCUGAAAAAUAAUGACUACUUUAAGGGACUGGUAGAAGGCUCGGCUCAGUACCAGGAAAGGCUUGAAAUGGCAAAGAACUACUUCCAACUUUCAGUAGACCGGCCAGAAAGUUUACUUGCUAUGAGCCCAGGUGAAGAAAUCUUAACCAUGUUACAGACAAUGCCAUUUAAUAUAGAAGAACUUAAGAAAGAAGAAGCUAAUCUUCCCCCUGAGGAUGAUGAUCAGUGGUUAGAUCUCUCACCAGAGCAGCUGGACCAGCUGUUAAAAGAAGCUGCUGGCAAAAAUGAAUCAGAGCCCAUUUCUAAGAAAGAGGAAGAGCAGAUCUAUGACUUAACUGAAAUCUCGGAGAGCAUGAAAGCUUUUGUAUCCAAAGUUUCAACCCACAAGGGAGCAGAGCUGCCUCGAGAACCUUCUGAGGCCCCUAUCACUUUUGAUGCAGAUUCUUUUCUUAAUUAUUUUGAUAAGAUUUUGGGUGAGUUACAAUGUGAUGUUUACUCUCAUUUUGAAAUGUUGAGUAAAGCAGUUACUAGAGCUCUGCAGCAUUAA
Molecule: messenger RNA, 1726 nt
Organism: Dipodomys ordii (Ord's kangaroo rat)
Lineage: Eukaryota; Metazoa; Chordata; Mammalia; Rodentia; Heteromyidae
Gene: Ecd
Product: ecdysoneless homolog (Drosophila)
Exons: 12
Coding region: 164-1726 (520 amino acids)
Cellular component (GO): nucleus
Source: RefSeq, a predicted model, not a curated record